This is a messenger RNA of Malus domestica (apple), 3245 nucleotides long. NCBI's taxonomy places the organism in Eukaryota, Viridiplantae, Streptophyta, Magnoliopsida, Rosales, Rosaceae. The record is from RefSeq and is a predicted model, not a curated record.
AGAAAAAAGAGGGUAACAAAGUCUAUGAUCCACACCACUGUAUGAAAGCAGGUCAACAAGAAGCCGCCAGUCGUACAGCCCAAACUCCAUAGCUGCUGAGCUGCAAAACAUGCAAGACAAAGGGAAGAAGAAACCUCAGAUAUCGCUACUUAUACAAACCACCUACGACAUCAAGUGAUUGUGUUUCGUCGUACCUACGACUCCCAACCCGUCCAAUCAGAGGCCGCCAGCAAAACCCAGCAGUGCAAGGCCUGCGCUGAAUCACCCAAUCCCAACCCGGAUUCAUACGCCGAGACCAAAAUACGAUUUUGAUAAACCAUUGAAAUCCGCCGCGUAACGGUCGACCAAGUCUGAGUUUUUAGGUGGGCACUGAUGGCAGCAGGACUGAGCUGCUGAGUGGAAACCCAACGAGGUAAAUUGGCACUCUCGACUAUGUCAAUUCGAAAAAUGGAGAAUUGGGUUUUGAUUUGAUUGAAAUUUUGAUUUUUGGUUUGAGAUUAUUAUUGUUUUCGGGUUCGGGUUCGGUUUCGGCUCGAUUUUGGUGGAAUUUGCGAAUUUGGAGCUGAAAUUGGUUCGGUGAUUGCUGUUUGGUGGUUGGGGGCAAAGAGAAAUGGAUGUGGUGGCUGAGUGCAAGAGAAAAUUGGCAUCCUUUCGAGUCAAAGAGCUUAAGGACGUUCUGACUCAGCUGGGCAUGUCAAAGCAAGGGAGGAAACAGGAUCUGGUUGAUAGAAUCUUAGCAGAAGUUUCAGAUCAACAUAGGUUCUUGGCAGCAUCCAAUGCACUCCAUUCAUCGAAGAAAAAAAUAAUUGAGAAGAAAGGAGUUGCAGAACUGAUUGAUGAAGCUUACAGAAAAUUGCCGAAUACAUCGUCAGCUGAUUCUGCUUCAAAGGAACAGAGUGGUUCAGACACCUGCAGUGUGAAACGUAAAAAGGAAGUUAAAACUUUUAAGGAUCCAGAUGUGAAGAUUUGCUGCCCCUGUGGAAGUGCAUUGUCUAAUGGGUUGAUGAUCCAGUGUGUGGACUCAAGUUGUCAAGUGCAGCAACAUCUUGGUUGUGUUAUUAUUCCAGAGGAAACAAGGGAUUUCAAUAUACCAGUUCGGCCUCUAUUCUACUGUGAACUGUGUCGUCUCAAACGAGCAGACCCUUUUUGGGCAACUGUGGUAGAUCUACUAUCUCCGGUGAAACUAGUUACUUCAAAUAUUCCAAUUGAUGGUGCAAAUCCUACUCAGAGUGUAGAGAAGACAUUUCUACUUUCUAGAGCUGAUAGAGAUCUACUAAAGGAUAAUCAAUAUGAUGUUCAGGCUUGGUGUAUACUUCUUAAUGAUAGUGUUUCAUUUAGGAUGCAAUGGCCACAGUUUGCAGAUUUACAGGUCAAUGGUGUGAAUGUUAGGACAGUGAAUAGACCUGCACAUCAAUUGUUAGGUGCCAAUGGUCGUGAUGAUGGGGCGUUAAUCACAAUAUACACUGGGGAGGGAAUCAAUAAGAUUUCGCUAUCGGCAUGUGAUAAUCGUGCUUUCUGUUUAGGUGUCAGACUAGUAAAGCGACGAACAGUUCAGCAGGUUCUCAACUUGAUUCCUAAAGAAGAAGAUGGUGAGCUUUUUGAAGAUGCACUAGCACGAAUUCGUCGUUGCAUUGGCGGUGGGCCUGCUGUGGCAGCUGAAGAUAGUGAUAGUGACCUGGAAGUGAUUUCAGACUCAAUAUCAGUAAAUCUCCGCUGCCCUAUGAGUGGCAGUCGAAUGAAGGUAGCUGGCAGAUUCAAACCUUGUGCCCACAUGGGUUGCUUUGAUCUUGAAACUUUUGUGGAGCUAAACCAACGCUCUAGGAAGUGGCAAUGUCCUGUAUGCCUGAAGAACUACUCUGUAGAGGACGUAAUCAUUGACCGUUAUUUCAAUCGCAUUACAACUAUGAUGCGAAAUUGUGGAGAAGACAUAGCAGAGAUCAAUGUAAAGCCAGAUGGUUCUUGGAGUGCAAAGACCAAAGGUGAGUUUGGUGAUCUUGCGCAGUGGCAUUUGCCCGAUGGAUCUCCAUGUGGUGAUAGUGGUUUAGAACCCUCGAGGAAGUUGAAGCUGGAAUCUGGUUUAAACGAAGAUAAUGGAGUGAAGUAUAAUUGGGUUACUGAAGUUCGUGGGCAUCAGCCUGACACCUUAGAGGAAGUAUUUGAGGGCUGUAGUCACAAUGUGAUAACAAUGAGCAGCAGUGACUCCAGCGGGAACCUUGAUUUCUCUGUAAAUGAGGACAAUGAAAUCAAUUCUGAUCCGACAUUUUCAAAUAAGAAUGGUGAUUCUGCUGAAGCUGGGAAUGCUGACGUCAUCAUUCUUAGUGACUCCGAAGAAGAAGAUGCCAAUUUAGUUUCUUCUGGAACCACCUACAGUACAUUUCCAGUAAGUGGAACAGAUCCUGGGUUCCAAUAUUUUGGUAAUGUCUCUGGUUCUUUCAUUGAUAGCACAUUGGUUCCAGCGGAUCUAAAUCCAAGCAGCCAAGUUAUGAACUCUUCUAUGUUCCAUGCUGAUGCUGGAUUGGACUUGAUUGAAAAUACCUUGCCCUUUGCUAGUGAGGACCCCUCACUGCAAAAUUUUCUUCCAACUCAGCCCUCGGCUUUGUUGGAAGAGUGUGAUUCUGGCCAACAUCCUCCAGAAUCAAACGGCAUUAGUGGGGACGACUGGAUCUCUCUUCGACUUGGCAGGGUUGAUGAAAAUGUUCCCAAUGCCUGCCCUGAACAUGUAUCCACACAUGAAGUACAGUUGAGUAACGAAUGUGGAUCAGAUGAAGCUACUCCUCUAAUUAAGGAUGGAACUGAUGAAGUUAGGUCUAACAAAGCAAAGUCACGGAAAUUUUCAGACGGACCUUUCUCGUUUCCUCGUCAGCCAAGGACUUUGAGGCAACGAGUGUAUCUACCAGUAGAAUCCAACUCUGAAUAGAAAAAGUUGUUGCUUGCUUGAGGUAACUUAUUUGCGUCGACUUGGUGAUAUUUUGAAGUUGCAGAAGCAUCGAUCCCUAUCCAGAAAUUUUUUACAAUUGGACAUAGCAGAAGUUUCACCAUUGUAACAUAUGCAGCGGUCCUCUCUCCGUACCACCUAGAAAGGGUUCAAUCUGUAAAUAGAAGGGGUUCGAUCUGUUAGGGUUUUUUGUUGUAAUGUACUGUUACUAGCAUCCAAUGCUUGUUCCUUAUGGGAGUAGCAGUGAGCAACCGUUGCAUUAGUGACGCUGGUUGUUGGACUUACAAUAAAAUUGCGAAAUUUCGGUUUA